GGGAUGGGUACCUUCAUCGAGGGUAGGGGUGCCCUCAGGAGAGCCUCCGUGAACUCGCCUGUCCGUUCCUGCGCCAACAACUCAUUGGGGUGCCAUGCUAAAUCGUGGGGGCCGCCUGGCUGUCAACCUCCUUUUCAGGCCCUAAUUCUAUGCUCCCUCACCUAAACUGGAUGUACUUGGGGAAGGUCCCUCUGAUCAGUCAUGCCAAAGAGGAAAGUGACCUUCCAAGGCGUGGGCGAUGAGGAUGAGGAUGAAGCCAGUGUUCCCAAGAAGAAGCUCAUAGACCCUGUGGUUGGGGUAGGGGGCCCUGGGAGCCGCUUCAAAGGCAAACACUCUUUGGACAGCGACGAGGAGGAUGAUGAUGAUGAGGGGUCCAGAAAAUAUGAUAUCCUGGCCUCAGAGGAUGUGGAAGGUCAGGAAGCAGCCACACUUCCCAGUGAGGGAGGUGUGCGGAUCACUCCCUUCAACCUGCAGGAAGAAAUGGAGGAGGGCCACUUUGAUGCUGAUGGCAACUACUUCCUGAACAGGGAUUCUCAGAUCCGAGACAGCUGGCUGGACAAUAUUGACUGGGUGAAGAUCAAGGAGCGGCCUCCUGAUCAGCGCCCACAGUCAGACUCAGAGGAAGAGGAGAGCGUGGGCCAGACACCAAUGAGUCCCCAAGCCCUUCUGGAGGGCCUUCUGGAGAUUCUGUUGCCAAGAGAGACAGUGGCUGGGGCACUGAGGCGUCUGGGGGCCCGAGGAGGAGGUAAACAGGGCAGCAAGGGGCCUGGGCGGCCCAGUUCCCCCCAGCGCCUGGACCGGCUCUCCGGGUUGGCUGACCAGAUGGUGGCCCGGGGCAACCUUGGCGUAUAUCAGGAGACAAGGGAACGGUUAGCCAUGCGGCUGAAGGGGUUGGGGUGCCGGACCCAGGGAGCCCCUGAUCCCACACCCCCACCCUCUCUGGACAUGUUUGCUGAGGAAGUGACAGAGGGGGAGCUGCAGACCCCAACUCCUACCCAGAGAGGAGAAGCAGAGUCUCCAGGAGACGGUCUGGUGGACGUGAUGUGGGAAUACAAGUGGGAGAACACAGGGGACGCUGAGCUGUAUGGGCCCUUCACCAGCACGCAGAUGCAGACCUGGGUGAAUGAAGGCUACUUUCCGGAUGGUGUUUAUUGUCGGAAGCUGGACCCCCCCGGUGGACAGUUCUACAACUCCAAACGUAUUGAUUUUGACCUCUAUACCUGAAUUUGCUGGGGCCGGGUUUGGUGGCCCUUGUUUUCCUGGACUCUGGAGGAGGCCCCAGCUGCCUUAGGCAAUGAGGAUAUUGGAGGCCACUUUCAGUCACUUUCCCUUCCCCAAUAAAAGCUGUUAGUUGUGUAUGAAGGCCUUGGCUGUGCUGAUGGCCAGAAGCCAGCAAUCCCUGCCACAGUCCCUUUGAACUUGUUCCUUGAAUGAUUCCUCUGAUGAAGUUCUUUCUCGUGAAUUUCUGGUCCCUUGAAACACCUUCACCAUUGUUUACCAAUUGAAGGACAGAGCUGGGGCCUA
Condylura cristata (star-nosed mole) is the source of this 1524-nucleotide messenger RNA. RefSeq names its product CD2 (cytoplasmic tail) binding protein 2 (gene CD2BP2). The transcript is spliced from 7 exons. The record is from RefSeq and is a predicted model, not a curated record. Lineage: Eukaryota; Metazoa; Chordata; Mammalia; Eulipotyphla; Talpidae. Gene Ontology annotation, cellular component: U5 snRNP. The coding region runs from base 202 to 1224 and encodes 340 amino acids. Gene Ontology annotation, molecular function: protein binding.